Messenger RNA from Humulus lupulus (European hop), 5242 nucleotides. Its product is annotated as myosin-12. Bases 206 to 4876 code for a protein of 1556 amino acids. Gene Ontology annotation, biological process: actin filament organization; vesicle transport along actin filament. The record is from RefSeq and is a predicted model, not a curated record. Gene Ontology annotation, molecular function: microfilament motor activity; actin filament binding; ATP binding. NCBI's taxonomy places the organism in Eukaryota, Viridiplantae, Streptophyta, Magnoliopsida, Rosales, Cannabaceae. The transcript is spliced from 40 exons. Gene Ontology annotation, cellular component: actin cytoskeleton; myosin complex; cytoplasm.
AGAGGUGGCUGCUCUCUCUCCCUUUGCCUUUUGCUUUUCUCACUGGCAUUAUCUCUGCUUUUGAAUUCCUUUACAACAUUCCUUUUUCAACUUUCAAAGCUUUGUAAAUUUACAAAGAAAUCAUUCCAUUCUCUCAAGAACUCCCUCUCUCUCUCUCUGCUGAAUCUCGUUGUCCCAGUUUGAUGAUCUUUUAGAUCUUUCAGACAUGGGAACUCCAGUAAACAUCAUAGUUGGAUCACAUGUUUGGGUUGAGGAUCCUGAGGCUGCUUGGAUUGAUGGUGAAGUUACAGAAAUCAAAGGCAAAAAUGCCACCAUUGUUACCACAGAUGAGAAGACUAUUGUUGCAGACAUCUGCAGUAUAUACCCAAAAGACACAGAAGCACCACCGGCAGGUGUUGAUGACAUGACCAAGUUGGCUUACCUCCAUGAACCGGGAGUCCUUUACAAUCUUGCUUGUCGAUUUUCACUCAAUGAAAUAUAUACUUACACUGGGAACAUUCUAAUAGCCGUAAAUCCCUUCCGAAGACUGCCACAUUUGUAUGAUGUCCACAUGAUGGAGCAGUACAAGGGAGCCGCUUUUGGGGAGCUAAGUCCACAUCUUUUCGCUGUUGCAGAUACUUGCUACAGGGCCAUGAGAAAUGAACAUGGGAGUCAGUCCAUAUUAGUGAGUGGAGAAAGUGGAGCUGGUAAAACAGAAACAACAAAAAUGCUCAUGAGAUAUCUUGCCUUCAUGGGGGGCAGGUCAGGUACUGAAGGAAGGACUGUAGAACAGCAGGUUUUGGAGUCCAAUCCAGUACUGGAAGCAUUUGGUAAUGCCAAAACUGUGAAAAACAACAACUCGAGUCGUUUUGGAAAAUUUGUUGAGAUACAAUUUGACAAACAUGGAAAAAUCUCCGGAGCUGCCAUUCGUACAUAUCUUCUUGAAAGGUCACGUGUAUGUCAAGUCUCCGACCCAGAGAGAAACUACCAUUGUUUUUACAUGCUCUGUGCAGCACCACCUGAGGAUGUCAAGAAGUACAAAUUAGGUGAUCCAAGACAAUUCCACUACCUAAAUCAAUCUAACUGUUACGAAGUAGCAAAUGUCGAUGAUGCAAGGGAGUACUUGGAAACCAGAAAUGCCAUGGAUAUUGUAGGCAUCAGCCAGGACGAACAGGAUGCCAUAUUUCGAGUGGUGGCUGCGAUCCUCCAUCUCGGGAACAUAGUCUUCAUCAAAGGGAAAGAAGUUGAUUCUUCCAAAUUAAAAGAUGAAAAAUCACAGUGCCAUCUUGAAACAGCAGCAGAGCUACUCAUGAGUGACAAGAAGUCCCUAGAAGACUCUCUUUGCAAGCGUGUCAUAGUGACCCCGGACGGUAACAUUACAAAACCACUGGAUCCCGAAUCAGCUGCCCUGAGUCGUGAUGCCUUGGCAAAGACAAUCUACUCUCGACUGUUUGAUUGGAUUGUGGACAAGAUAAACAGUUCAAUUGGUCAAGAUCCACAUGCAGCAAGCUUAAUAGGAGUCCUUGAUAUAUAUGGCUUUGAAAGCUUCAAGGUCAACAGUUUUGAGCAGCUAUGUAUCAACUUCACCAAUGAAAAAUUGCAACAACAUUUUAAUCAGCAUGUAUUCAAGAUGGAGCAAGAAGAGUACACAAAAGAGGAAAUAAACUGGAGCUAUGUAGAGUUUGUAGAUAACCAGGAUGUUUUGGAUCUUAUUGAGAAGAAACCUGGUGGCAUAAUUGCCCUUCUUGAUGAGGCCUGCAUGUUUCCCAAGUCGACACAUGAAACAUUUGCUCAGAAGAUGUAUCAGACUUAUAAAGCACACAAGCGUUUCAGUAAGCCAAAACUUGCUCGGACAGACUUCACAAUCAACCAUUAUGCUGGAGAUGUCACAUACCAAGCAGAUCAUUUUCUUGAUAAAAACAAGGACUACGUAGUAGCAGAACAUCAAGCUCUUUUAGAUGCAUCAAGGUGCACAUUUGUCGCAAAUCUAUUCCCUCCACUCCCUGAAGAGACUUCAAAACAAUCAAAAUUCUCUUCUAUCGGCACCCGCUUCAAGCAACAACUACAAUCUUUAAUGGAAACAUUGAACACAACAGAACCACAUUACAUCAGGUGUGUAAAACCCAACACAGUUUUGAAGCCAGGAAUUUUUGAGAACUACAAUGUCUUAAACCAGUUGAGAUGCGGGGGUGUACUAGAGGCUAUUAGGAUUAGUUGUGCUGGGUAUCCAACAAAACGAAGCUUUGAUGAGUUUCUUGAUCGUUUUGGAAUGCUGUCUCCAGAAGUCCUAGACGGAUCAGAUGAGAAGUCAGCAUGUAUAGCAAUCUGCGACAGAAUGGGAUUAAAGGGAUAUCAGAUUGGGAAAACAAAGGUAUUUUUAAGAGCUGGGCAGAUGGCUGAACUAGAUGCAAGGAGAACUGAAAUCUUAGCUAAUGCAGCAAGACGAAUACAAAGACAAAUCCGAACAUAUCUAACCAGAAAGGAAUUUAUUUCCCUAAAAAGAGCUACAAUAAAUAUGCAGAAAUAUUGGAGAGCCCAACUUGCACGAAAGCAGUAUGAACAAAUGAGAAGGGAAGCUGCUUCAAUUCGCAUACAGAAACACCAGCGUACCCAUAUGGCAAGAAAAUUCUACACAAAACUACAGGCAUCUGCAAUUGUUAUCCAGACUGGAUUACGAGCAAUGGCAGCUAGAAACGAUUUCAGGCAUAGGAGAAGAAGCAAGGCUGCAACUUUGGUUCAGACAAGGUGGAGAAGACACCAUGCUCUUUCUACUUAUAAACAUCAAAAGAAGGCCACUCUUGCACUUCAAUGUCUUUGGAGAUCAAAGGUUGCGAGGAAGGAACUUAGAAAGCUCAAAAUGGCUGCAAGAGAAACAGGUGCACUCAAGGAAGCUAAGGACAAGUUGGAGAAGCGUGUUGAAGAGCUUUCAUGGAGACUAGAAUUUGAAAAGCAUUUGAGGAUUGAUCUUGAAGAAGCUAAGGGGCAAGAAAUUGCCAAGUUACAAAGCACAUUACAUGAAAUGCAAGAGAAGUUAGAAGAAGCCCAUGCUGCAGUCAUUCAUGAGAAAGAAGCAGCAAAGUUAGCAAUCGAACAAGCUCCACCAGUCAUAAAGGAGGUGCCAGUAGUGGAUGAUACUAAACUAGAAAUACUGAGAAAACAGAAUGAAGAACUAGAGGGUGAACUGAGUGAGCUGAAGAAGAAAUUUGAGGAUUUCGAGGAAAUGUUUUCUCAAGUGGAGAAAGAAAGUGAAGAAAGGAUUAAAGAGGCAGAAGAAGCACAGCUGAACGCAAGGCAGCUUCAGGAGACUAUUGAAAGACUUGAAUCAAACUUGUCCAACAUUGAAUCCGAAAAUCAGGUGCUGCGCCAACAGGCUCUUGUUGCUUCAACCAAUGAAGACCUGUCAGAAGAGUUAAAAGACCUUAAGAGUAAGGUUGCAGGCUUGGAAUCAGAGAAAGAAAAUCUCCGCAGCAAGGCUGUAGUCGUUUUGGAACAAAAAGUUAUUUCAGAAAUUCCACAACCACCAAUCAAGGUUUAUGAUAAUGGCCAUCACAUAGAGGAGGAACUCCAAAAACCAAAGGAGCCGGUUCCUGCUUUCUCACAGCUAACCAAACAGAGAUCUCUCACUGACCGACAACAGGAAAGUCAAGAUAUGCUUGUGAAGUGUCUCACAGAAGAUAAGCGAUUUGACAAGAACAGGCCAGUCACUGCCUAUGUUGUGUACAAAGCACUGCUUCAAUGGAGAUCUUUUGAAGCAGAGAAGACGACCAUAUUUGAUAGAAUUAUUCAUGCAAUCCGAUCAUCAAUAGAGAGCCAAGACAACAUGAGUGAACUUGCAUAUUGGCUUUCCACAACUUCUACCCUCUUGUUCCUUCUGCAAACUACACUCAAGGCUAGCAAUAAUCCUAAUGCUGCUUCUCAUCGCCGAUCUUCCCCUUCCACAUUAUUUGGUAGAAUGGCAAAAGGUUUCCAUUCAUCUUCAAUGGGCAUGGGUGUUUCAAAUGGCUACAGCGGAAUACUGGGAAAGCUCGGUGAGCAGCCUAAAGUAGAAGCCAAGUACCCUGCCUUGCUAUUUAAGCAGCAUCUGACUGCAUGUGUCGAGAAAAUCUAUGGGAUGAUCCGUGAUCGUUUAAAGAAGGAGAUUAGCUCAUUCUUAAACUUGUGCAUUCAGGCACCAAGAUCUAUAAGAGCAAGAUCAAUUAGGGGGUCAUCUAGAAAUAUCCAUUCAAACAUAGUAGCAAAACAGCAAGCAUCAAAUGUACACUGGCAAAGCAUUGUCAAUGAAUUAGACCAAACAUUGGGUAUUUUGUCUGAGAACCAUGUUCCUAACAUGAUCACAAGAAAAAUCUUCAGUCAAGUAUUCUCGUUCAUCAAUGUACAGCUCUUCAACAGCUUGUUGCUGAGGCGAGAAUGCUGCUCAUUUAGCAACGGCGAGUAUUUGAAGGCAGGUCUCUCAGAAUUGGAGCAUUGGUGUCUCAAAGCAACUAAUGAGUUAGCAGGAUCCUCCUGGGAAGAACUCCAACACAUAAGACAAGCUGUAGGAUUUUUGGUGUUGCACCAAAAAACUCAAAAGUCUUUGGAUGAAAUUACAAAUGAACUAUGCCCGAUACUAAGCAUCCCACAAAUAUAUCGAAUUGGAACAAUGUUCUGGGACGAUAAAUAUGGAGCUCAAGGAUUAUCUUCAGAGAACAUUGGAAAAAUGAGAGUGCUAAUGGCAGAAGAUUCAAUCAACAUGCCCAAUAAUUCGUUCCUAUUGGAUGUUGAUUCCAGUAUACCAUUCACGAUGGAAGAGAUAUUUCGAUCGUUUGGUGACGUGAAUGUGAGUCUAGGUGAUGUGGAUCCACCACCCCUUCUCCGCCAGAGAUCGGACUUCCAUUUCCUAUUCCAACAUUCUGAUUAAAACGACACCGUUUUCUUCUUCUGAGUUCUUUCUUACCACACAAUUCAAAAAUUAAAAGAAAAAAAAAAGUAUAGUCAAAAGUAAAUAUAAAGUGGGUGAGUUUGUUUUUCUUAGCUUCACCUUCUGUUUGGCCUUUGUGUUUGCCCUUUUGGUUUUGGUUUUGGGGGAAGAGAGUGCCAAGUGUGUUCAUCAAAUGUAAUUCUUUUUUUAUCUUUCAUUAAUUUUUUUAUUUUUUUCACUUGGUCUUUUUGAUUUGUAAGUAUACAAACUUAUAAUUUAUAAGGUUGUCGAAAUUUUGAUUGAAAUUUCCCAGAAAAAAGGAAAGAAAAUUUUGAUUGAUAAAGUGCCCAAUUGUCGGUGGUAAAA